AUGGUAUCUGCUGGAGUACCAACACAGACCGCCCUAUCCGAAGCCAAGGAAAACAUUGGACCAGGAACAGACACAACAUCUGCUUCACUGGCACACAUUCUCUAUGCUCUUUCACGGAAUGCAACCUACCAGAACAAACUCUAUCAAGAUCUCAAAAGUCUUGGGUUCCCCACAGAUAUGAGUGCGUUAGAAAACGUUUCUCGGUUGAAAGCCUGUGUGAAAGAAGGUAUUCGUUGGGCUGGGGCUGCGGCUGCGAUGCUGCCCCGUGUCGUUCCUCAAGGCGGGGUCGAGUUAUGUGGGAAGUUCAUCCCCGAAGGAGUAGGUUUCCGAGUAGACUUUACAAUUCUUGUGACUGUCAUUACCUCUUCCCCGAUAUGGUAUCUUAGAGACAAGUAUGCUUAUCCGAAUCCUGAGCUCUUCGACCCAUAUCGCUGGAUCGACGAGAACGGUACAGUCACUACCAAUAAUGCACUGCGGGACAGAUUCUACAUUCCAUUCUCCAAAGGAUCUAAUGUUUGCAUUGGCAAUCAGUAG
Messenger RNA from Colletotrichum spaethianum, 534 nucleotides. Its product is annotated as cytochrome P450 monooxygenase yanH. The transcript has 2 exons. NCBI's taxonomy places the organism in Eukaryota, Fungi, Ascomycota, Sordariomycetes, Glomerellales, Glomerellaceae. Gene Ontology annotation, molecular function: oxidoreductase activity, acting on paired donors, with incorporation or reduction of molecular oxygen; iron ion binding; heme binding. The coding region runs from base 1 to 534 and encodes 177 amino acids. The record is from RefSeq and is a predicted model, not a curated record.